GGGUCGCGGGGAGCGGGGGGAUGCGAACCCGGCUCCCCCCACCAUGAUGAAGACGGAGCCGCGGGGGCCCGGGGGUCCCCUCCGGAGCGCCUCCCCGCACCGCAGCGCCUACGAGGCGGGCAUCCAGGCGCUCAAGCAGCCCGAUGCGCCCGGGCCCGACGAGGCACCCAAGGCGGCCCACCACAAGAAAUAUGGCUCCAACGUCCACCGCAUCAAAAGUAUGUUCCUGCAGAUGGGCACGACGGCGGGGCCGCCGGGCGAGGCGGGCGGCGGCGCGGGCCUGGCCGAGGCCCCCCGGGCGUCCGAGCGCGGCGUGCGCCUGUCGCUGCCGCGGGCCAGCAGCCUGAACGAGAACGUGGACCACAGCGCCCUGCUCAAGCUGGGCACCAGCGUGUCCGAGCGCGUGAGCCGCUUCGACUCCAAGCCCGCGCCCUCGGCGCAGCCCGCGCCGCCGCCGCACCCGCCAUCCCGCCUGCAGGAGACGCGGAAGCUGUUCGAGCGGAGCGCUCCCGCGGCCGCAGGCGGCGACAAGGAGGCCGCGGCGCGGCGGCUGCUGAGGCAGGAGCGCGCCGGCCUGCAGGACCGGAAGCUGGACGUCGUGGUCCGCUUCAACGGCAGCACGGAGGCGCUGGACAAGCUGGACGCCGACGCCGUGUCGCCCACGGUCAGCCAGCUGAGCGCCGUCUUCGAAAAGGCCGACUCGAGGACCGGCCUCCACCGCGGGCCCGGGGCCCCCAGGGCUGCGGCCGCAGGGGCUCCCCCGGUCAACUCCAAGCUGGUCAGCAAGCGGUCCCGGGUGUUUCAGCCGCCGCCGCCACCGCCGCCGGCAGCGCCGGCCGCCCCGGCCGCCCCGUCGGGGGAGACCCCGGCCGAGAAGGAGCGCGGCCCCGGCGGGCAGCAGCCCCCGCAGCACCGAGUGGCCCCCGCCCGCCCGCCCCCCAAGCCCCGGGAGGUGCGCAAAAUUAAGCCGGUGGAGGUGGAGGAGAGCGGGGAGUCGGAGGCUGAGUCGGCGCCCGGGGAAGUGAUCCAGGCCGAAGUGACGGUCCACGCGGCCCUGGAGAAUGGCGGCCCCUCGACGGCCACAGCCAGCGCCGCGCCCGAGGAGCCCAAGGCCCCAGCUGCCCCCGAAGACGAGGCUGCGGCGACGGUGGCAGCGCCAGAGACGGGGGUGGGCAACUCCCGGGUCCCGGAUGCGGCCCCUGAGGAGGCCGAUGAGUCCAAGAAGGAGGACUUCUCGGAGGCGGACUUGGUGGACGUGAGCGCCUACAGUGGACUCGGGGAGGACUCGGGGGGCAGCGCCCUGGAGGAGGACGACGAAGACGAGGAGGAGGAUGGGGAGCCCCCCUACGAGCCCGAGUCAGGGUGCGUGGAGAUCCCCGGGCUGUCGGAGGAAGAGGACCCGGCCCCCAGCCGGAAGAUCCAUUUCAGCACCGCGCCCAUCCAAGUGUUCAGCACCUACUCCAACGAGGACUACGAUCGGCGCAACGAGGACGUGGACCCCAUGGCGGCCUCGGCCGAGUACGAGCUGGAGAAGCGUGUGGAGCGGCUGGAGCUGUUCCCUGUGGAGCUGGAGAAGGACUCCGAGGGCCUAGGCAUCAGCAUCAUCGGCAUGGGGGCUGGGGCCGACAUGGGUCUGGAGAAGCUGGGCAUCUUCGUCAAGACAGUGACCGAGGGCGGCGCGGCUCAUCGUGAUGGCAGGAUCCAGGUGAACGACCUCCUGGUGGAGGUGGACGGCACGAGUCUGGUGGGCGUGACCCAGAGCUUUGCGGCCUCUGUGCUCCGGAACACCAAGGGCCGUGUGCGGUUUAUGAUUGGCCGGGAGCGGCCCGGAGAGCAGAGCGAAGUGGCCCAGCUAAUUCAGCAGACCCUGGAGCAGGAGCGAUGGCAGCGGGAGAUGAUGGAACAGAGAUACGCCCAGUAUGGGGAGGAUGACGAGGAGACGGGGGAAUAUGCCACCGACGAGGAGGAGGAGCUGAGCCCCACGUUCCCAGGUGGCGAGGUGGCCAUCGAGGUGUUUGAGCUAGCGGAGAACGAGGACGCGCUGUCCCCUGUGGACAUGGAGCCCGAGAAGCUGGUGCACAAGUUCAAGGAGCUGCAGAUCAAACAUGCUGUGACCGAGGCGGAGAUCCAGCAGCUCAAGAGAAAGCUGCAGAGCCUGGAGCAGGAGAAGGGGCGCUGGCGGGCGGAGAAGGCUCAGCUCGAGCAGAGUGUGGAGGAGAACAAGGAGCGCAUGGAGAAGCUGGAGGGUUACUGGGGUGAGGCCCAGAGCCUGUGCCAGGCCGUGGACGAGCACCUGCGGGAGACCCAGGCGCAGUACCAGGCUCUGGAGCGCAAGUACAGCAAGGCCAAGCGCCUCAUCAAGGACUACCAGCAGAAGGAGAUCGAGUUCCUGAAAAAGGAGACCGCCCAGCGGCGGGUUCUGGAGGAGUCGGAGCUGGCGAGGAAGGAGGAGAUGGACAAGCUCCUGGACAAGAUCUCAGAACUGGAAGGAAACCUGCAGACACUGAGGAAUUCCAAUUCUACUUAACAGGAAUCAUAAGCCCUUCCCAUCAUCCUCCCUCCCCUGUCCUCCACCACCGACCCCACCCCCUCCCAGCCUGGGGACAGGUGCCCCGACUCCCCACACCCUCCACCCCACCUCCCCCAGCUUCAGGGACCAGAGGGCCCACGUGACAGGCCUCUUUAAGAUGGCCCGGGCAGACAGGUGGCUGGAAGGGCGGCCUCCUCCUUGCCCCAAGGGGCCGAGGCUGAGCGAGGGAUGCUGAGGGCUGGCCUGGGUGGGUGAUGGACACGAGGACCUGCAGACCAAACUGCCAGACUUCACAACCUCCAGCCUUUGUCUCUGGACUGGAAUGGGGCUGGGGGCUCUCCCAGCAUCUCGCCAUCUGGAGGCUGCUCCCCGCCCGUGGCCUCUUGACUCGAGAGCCCACCUUCUUGGCCCUUCCCUGUCCCCCCUCGUUGUGCUGUCUGUUGCUCGACACCUCCCCUCCCUGUCCCCUAUCCCAGGAGGGACAGAGUGCACCCACAGCCCAGAGGCUGGGCCCGACCUGCCCUGACCUCUGGCGUGUCCUUUGGGGAGGAGGGGGAUGAGCGCAGGGCCCCGGGAGAGUCUAGGACGCCUGGUCCCCAGCUCCUCCUCUCCUGGGCAACAGCCCUCGGCUCUUGUGCCUCCGCUCUCCCAGGUGCCAAAUAGCCAUAGCCUCCUGGAACAGCCGUGUGGCCUCCCUGGAGUCCGGGUGUCCUGGUCAUGCCUGGGAAUGCCAGGAAGGGAAGGGGGGGUGGUUUGGUUUCGGGGUCCUGGCUGCAGGGACCCUGGUCAUAGGUGAGGGGAGUAUUUCUCACUGCCCAGGACGACACCUGGAAGCCUUGCACUCCCGUGGCAGAGACAGCCCCACGCCACCCUGUGUUCUAUGCUCUGGCUGGACAGGGUUUCGCCACUUCUUGGCUCUUUGGAGCCCAGGGCUGCCCUGGCCACUUUUCUGAGCGAAACCGACUCCACUUCUCCCACUUUAACCCCAGACUGGGGCUUGGACCAAGGGAGGUGAGACCCCCCCCCAGGGUCCCCCCUUCCAGAAUCCAUCUCAGUUGGCCACUUUUUCAUGCCCCUGCCCCAAGCCUGGGUUUCUGAUCAUUUUUAAAAAACGUUUUGGCUUCUUGUCCCCUGUAAAUAGACCAUGCCAUCAAUCAGUAUUUCUUGCCCCCGCCUUCCCAUGCCCCCACCUCCUGAAAGAGCUGGCUGUCUCCGGGCCCCGCCCUGGACCGUGGCAGAGGGAGGGGGCGGGCCGCGGGUGCCCGGCCGCCCUUCGGAGGACCGCGUCUCUGUAUAUAAUAUAUAUAUGUAUGUAUUGUUCCCGGUUUUGUACGGACCAUGCCCUCUGUCAGAUCGCCCUCAUAAAAGCAGCCCCCAG
Molecule: messenger RNA, 3908 nt
Organism: Lepus europaeus (European hare)
Lineage: Eukaryota; Metazoa; Chordata; Mammalia; Lagomorpha; Leporidae
Gene: PPP1R9B
Product: protein phosphatase 1 regulatory subunit 9B
Exons: 10
Coding region: 44-2527 (827 amino acids)
Biological process (GO): neuron projection development; actin filament organization; calcium-mediated signaling
Cellular component (GO): cytoplasm; dendrite; postsynaptic density
Molecular function (GO): actin filament binding
Source: RefSeq, a predicted model, not a curated record